Molecule: messenger RNA, 423 nt
Organism: Megalobrama amblycephala (Wuchang bream)
Lineage: Eukaryota; Metazoa; Chordata; Actinopteri; Cypriniformes; Xenocyprididae
Product: dynein light chain, cytoplasmic-like
Exons: 3
Coding region: 100-360 (86 amino acids)
Biological process (GO): cilium assembly; microtubule-based process
Cellular component (GO): cytoplasmic dynein complex
Molecular function (GO): dynein light intermediate chain binding; dynein intermediate chain binding
Source: RefSeq, a predicted model, not a curated record
AGUUUUGGUCAAACACGUCUGAAGCGUCACAGACACUGAGAGAAUCAUCAUAUAAUCGCCACAGGUACCAAAAGGUAAGACACAAUCUGCAGAUCAAUCAUGCCGAAGACAUCAAUGGAGAUCCUUACUACAAAGAUGAGUGAUGAGAUGCAGCGUGAGGUUCUUCAGGUCGCUCUUCUGGCUGUGAAUAUGUACACAAAGGAUAAUGACAUUGCUACCAACAUCAAGAAGGAGUUUGAGAGAAAGCAUGGAGGCACCUGGCACUGCAUUAUAGGGAGCUCUGGUUACAACGUGAAACUGAAAUGUUAUAUCAACGUCUCUGUUGGCGACAAAGACAUUUUGCUCUUCAGAACUGACUGAGGUUCAGCAACAGUUCAAACACAAUUUAUUUUAUCCAUAUAAUUAAUAAAACGUCCUCCUUCA